CUGCUCAUUAGUUAAACAGCCCCGCAUGCAGCUAGCUAACGUUUACAGCAAGCAGACAUUAAUCGGUUAUAUCACCAGUCUGACAAAACAAAUUCACUUCGGAAAUAAUUCAGCUGAGCUGCGGUUGAGAAGAAAUACCUACAGCUAAAAUAUGUCGGCGAGCUAACUUUAGCUGGGCAUGCUAACUAACUAGCUACCGUUGGCUAUCGUUAGCUAUCAUGGCAGCACCAGCUCCUCCACAUGUUUCUGCUCCUAUGCUAAGUCAAAAGCAACGCAGGGCUGCCCAGAGGAAAGAGAGAAGAAAACGGAAACGCCAAGCUCUCGCCCAAGCCAGAGAAUGUGGUUUGAAUAAUGGAGCAAUCUGCACACCUGAAGAAGAAAUAAAGGAUGAAGAAGAUGAAGAUAAUGAUUUUGCAGAGGCAGAAAGACUGCAGCUACAUGAGGAGUGGCUGGAGAAAGAGCGGCUCGCUCAGGAGGAAUUCAGGCUGAAGCUGGAGAGGGAGGAAGCUGCACGGAAAAGAAAAGAGGAGGAGGAGCGGAUGAUAAAGCUGGAAUGGGAAGCCCAGCAGAAGAGAGAACAAGAAGAAAAAGAGCAGAAGCAGCAGGAGAAGCAAGGCAGAGAGGAGGCUGUUCAGAAAAUGUUGGAUGAAGCUGAAAACCAGCUGCAGCUGGAUAACGGCGGGCCGUGGAUGAAUCCCGAGGCUCCUGUGUCGGAGAGCUCUGAGAACUUUGGGACGGAGCGCGACGUGGCCAAUUGUCCGUUCUUCCUCAAGACCGGAGCGUGUCGAUUUGGAGACAGAUGUUCUCGGAGGCACACUUACCCCACAGCCAGCACGACUCUGAUGAUCCGCGGCAUGUUUAAAACAUUCGGCAUGGAGGAGUCACGGCGUGAUGACUACGACACUGACGCUUGGUUGGAGCACAGCGAGGACGAUCUGCAGGAGUCUUUCCUCGAGUUCUACCACGACGUCCUGCCAGAGUUUCAGAGCAUCGGCAAGGUGAUGCAGUUCAAGGUCAGCUGCAAUUAUGAACCCCAUCUGAGAGGAAACGUUUACGUGCAGUUUGAGACAGAGGAGCAGUGUAAAGAGGCCUUGUUUAAGUUCAAUGGGAGGUGGUACGCAGGCCGGCAGCUUCACUGUGAGAUGUGUCCUGUGACGAGGUGGAAGAACGCCAUAUGUGGAUUGUUCGACAGACAGAGGUGCCCCAAAGGGAAGCACUGUAACUUCCUGCAUGUAUUUCGAAACCCUGGCAAUGAAUUCUGGGAGGCCGACAGGGAUCUGUCGCCCGACCGCAGCGUCAGGGGGAGCCGCAGAGGCGGUUGGCAUUCAGAGCGAGAUAGAGACCGAUCGAGGAGGCAACGUCACUGCAGCAGAAGCCCGCCGAGGUCUGAGAGGUCCCACAGCAGACGAGAGGGCGACAGGCAGAGGAGCAGGAGCAGAGAGAGGAGGCCGUCCCAGCAGCACCGAGACGACAAAUGGUCGUCCAGGUCCAGACGCAGCGACAGGAGGAACGACUGGUAUCUGAGCAGGAGCAGGGACCGGUCGAGGAGCAGGAGCAGAGACAGAGAACCAGACAGGCUGAGAAACAGGAGCAGAGACAGAGACAGGUACCGGAGCAGAAGUGAAGAGAGAGACGGCAGAGAUAAAGAUACAGACGCUCACAGGAAGGUGAGAGAACGGUCCAGAAGCUCGAGCAGAGAGGAGGAAAGACACAAGCGCAGCAGAGAAAAGAGCCCGGAUAAAAAUGACAAACCCCCGAAUGAUGUAAACAACAGACACAAACGCCACAAACAGUCCAAAAAGAGCAAGAAGAAGAGCAAGAAGAAGCAUAAGAAGAAGAGCCAUCAGCCCGAAGAGACGACCUCGACUGGAGAGUCGGAGAAGGAGGAGACGGCAGAGAAUCUCAGAGCAGCGAGUCCCGGUCAGGAGAUGAAUUCAGAGCUUAUUGAGAAAAACAAUGACCUGGAUGAGAGUCAGUGUGCUGACAGCGAGAAGAAGUUCAGUCCUGAGGCAAACACCGAACAGUCUCACACAGAAAUCAAAAAUGAACCCUCUUAAGCCGCUUUUCCACCACGCAGUCCAACUCAGACGCACUGAGGAGUUAUUUUUACGUUUUGCUUUGUCACAGCUUGUUCUUUGAUCGGUGCUCUGGUUUGAGGUUUCUUCUAGUUUUUCAGCGGUCUCUUGUCUUGCUGACUGCAUGUUUUUUCUCAAACAUCGUCCUCUUGCAGAUACGAGAGGGAGGAACACAAAUAUACAGUGAUGGUGAAUGAGAAGUUAGUCCGUCGUCCAUCUGGCAGUAAUGAACAGUUCAGGUUUCAGCAUGUCAGUUAAUAAAUUCUUCAGCUUUUCAAAAAAAAAAGUCUGCUCUGCUUCGUGACAACAGCUGGAAACAGGACGUUCUGCACUGCAAACUCAAAGCGAUCGAGGGCUACUGAGCCUGAAGUGUGUGGUGGAAACACGACUUUAACUUGUAAAACAAUCUGUAAAUUUGAUCCGGCUUUUCCCCUGAUAACUUAUGUGAAUGUAAAAUAAGAAAGACAGUCAGUUCGUGCUCGCCAUCUGUAUGUACAUUUGUGUAUAUUUAGCUUUUGUAAAAACGGUGGAUGUUGCUUUAAUUAUCGAACACUUGAUCACCUGCAGCUGUGGCACGACUCGGUUACUGUCGCUGAGCAGAAACAACAUAAAACAUGAGAUGAACAAAUGGGUUUCUCUGUUUUUAAUACAUUUAUUGUUAAUAACUUUCAAAUAUAAGAAAGAAAAAGUUGGCAAAUGUGUUGGCAGUGUUUAAUACAAAAGUGAUUUCAAAUCAA
This is a messenger RNA of Acanthopagrus latus (yellowfin seabream), 2812 nucleotides long. RefSeq names its product zinc finger (CCCH type), RNA-binding motif and serine/arginine rich 2 (gene zrsr2). The transcript is spliced from 11 exons. Gene Ontology annotation, biological process: mRNA splicing, via spliceosome. Bases 219 to 2057 code for a protein of 612 amino acids. Lineage: Eukaryota; Metazoa; Chordata; Actinopteri; Spariformes; Sparidae. The record is from RefSeq and is a predicted model, not a curated record. Gene Ontology annotation, cellular component: U2AF complex; spliceosomal complex. Gene Ontology annotation, molecular function: metal ion binding; pre-mRNA 3'-splice site binding.